Molecule: messenger RNA, 2955 nt
Organism: Solanum pennellii
Lineage: Eukaryota; Viridiplantae; Streptophyta; Magnoliopsida; Solanales; Solanaceae
Product: B3 domain-containing protein REM10-like
Exons: 5
Coding region: 616-1347 (243 amino acids)
Molecular function (GO): DNA binding
Source: RefSeq, a predicted model, not a curated record
GACAAAAUACUACUCCCAUAGCUUGCUAGGGUUCUAUCCUGGCUAUAACCUCAUAUUAAUUAUAACAAAGUAGAGUAGAGUACACCUAUUAACAAACUCAUAUUUGAUCUAUAUAUUGUAUUUAAUAUUUUAUGUACAGUUUAAGCCAUUAACGAUCAAUUAAAUACUAUAUAAUUCAAUAGUUGUUACUGAAAGUUUCGUUAACACCUAACACACGUUUCUAUUGGUGCAUCAGAUUCUUCAAGUCCUGAAUUUGUCUAUGAUAUAAUUAAGAGUCGAGCCGUUAUAGAUAAUAUCAAAGUCACUCAUGUAUCAACUUUCAUUACCACACAAUAUUUUCGGCCAAAGCGCGUACUAUAUAAAUUCUAAUAAAUACUCUUGCUUUUUUAAAAUUCAAAAUUUGUAAACUCAGACUUUUAUAUUAUCGACUAAUACAUCAAUUGUCCCUGAAUAUGAAAAGGCACCUGCAGUUUAAUUCCAUUAAAAAUAGUAAACGUUCUAGAUUUCCUUAUAAGUUACAAUUAUAAACAAUCCCCCCCUCCAAUAUUAUUCAUACAUUUAAAUCUUUCCUAAAAUAAAAAACAUUUUCUAGAAAAUUAUAUUACAUAGUUUUCCAUGGAAAUCCCUCCAAAGAAACCUCACUUUUUCAAGCCCAUUCUACCAGGUUUCGAGAAUGGCCUUAAAAUUCCUUUAGGUUUCUUGAAGUAUCUUAAAGGACACGAUCAACAUGAACAUGCAAUAUUGACAAGAGGUGGUAAGAAGUGGUUGGUGAAGGCGCACGGGCGACGAUUAGAGGAGGGUAGUUGGAAAGAGUUUGUAGAGGAACAUAAAUUGAAAUUUGGAGAUGUUUUAGUGUUCAAAUAUGAAGGAGAUAUGGAAUUUGAUGUGUCCAUAUUCGAUUCAAGUCAUUAUUGUGACAAAGAGUAUGCAAAGUACGAGGAUGAGGAUGAGGAAGGUGAAGCUACUCAUGACAAGCUUUUAAGUCAAUCAUAUUUUGAAUGCACUAUUAGGCAAUAUUGCCUUUCGAGAGGUUUCUUGUGGAUUCCAAAAGAUUUUGCUAUUGCAAAUGGUUUCAUCAAGGGCAACAAGAAGUAUGGUUUGAUUAUAAUUGAUGAAAGGCAAACAAAGUUGUGGAACUUAAUGCUGAAGUCUUGCAACACUAAAGUUUAUAUUGCGGAUGGAUGGGGAAAAUUCAGUGCUGAUAAUUGCUUAAAAGAAGGAGACCGUAUAUUAUUUGAGAUCAUUAGUAAUAGAGAGACACCAAUAUGGAGAUUUCGAGUUAUUAGUAAUGCAGAAACUCCGAUAAGGAAGUUUCAAGGCAAGUUUCUCACUCUUAUAGUUAACUAGUACUCCCUUCGUCCUAUUUUAUGAGAUGAUAUUACUAUUUGGAGAGUCGAAUAGUUUUUUCUUUGAAUUUCAUCCUGUUUCCAGGCAAGGGUUUAUCUGAUGAAGAAGCUGCUUGUAAGGACAUGGAUCUCAGUGACACUCAUUUCAUUUGUACUAUUAGACCUUAUUGCCUUACAAAGCAUUUUCUGCGUAUUCCACGACAAUUCGCGAUAAAAAACAGACUCAACGGCAGGAAAUGUAAGAUAAUAGUGAAGGACAAGCAACGAUCAUGGACGUUCAAUGUGUAUACAAACGGCCAAAACACCCACAUUGGAAGAGGAUGGCGCGAAUUCUGCAUUACAAAUUGCUCAAAGGAAGGAGAUCGCUUCAUGUUUGAGAUAAUCUCCAACGGAGAAACACCUAUAUUUACAAUUCAUGGCAAGUUUCUCAUCUAAUUUUGUUAUUUAGAGCUUAUAUAUCCCUCGUUACAAAAAUGGUUCACAUAUACCCUUACUGUUACAAAGGUAUAUCUGAGUCAUUUCUGUAAUGAUAGCGAUAGAGUGUAUAUGAGUCGUUUUUAUAACAAGGGGUAUAUCAGCUCUAAAUCGCGAGUAUAUAUCAGACUCUUUUCCCUUCAGCUUAAUGUGAUUUCAGUUAUGAUAUUGUUGUUUAUAAAACUAGAUUUGAGAGGAAGUUCAUCCCUCCAGCCUGAAGUAAAGAAGAAAAAAUCGAAAGCUAAAAGAAAGUUGAAGCCACAAGUAUCUGUUGAUGUCAACUCUCAUUUUAUAUCUACUAUCAAACCCUACACAAUCAACAAUCCUGUUUUGGUAAGAGUGAUUUUGAAACAUAUUUUAGUUUGUAUAAUACAUGUGUUGUAACGCGUAUUGAUAUGUAUAUUCGAGCAGUAUCUUCCCAUGGAUUUUGUAAAAUCAAAUGGCUUGAUGAGGAGACGUAAGAUGAUACUUAUCGAUGAAAAACGAAGAUCAUGGUCAGUGUGGAUAGGAAGAACAGGACAUCACUUUGCAAUCAAAAGGGGAUGGACUCAGUUUAGAAAUGCAAAUGGUAUUCAAGUUGGAGAUACUUAUAAGUUUGAACUCACCAACAAUGUCACAAUACCUAUAGUUCAUUUCCAUUGUAAAUAUUCUGGGAAUUAAGGAUGUAAAGACAUCUCAAGAUGAUAUGAUGCAAUUGGUGAUGUGCAACAAAAUUAGGCAUUAAAACAAGUAAUGUAAUGUUUUUUUUUUUAUCUUAGUACAUUUUGCUAGAUAUACCACAAAUUUUAGGAGUAUUAGUAAAUGGAACAUUGCGCUUAUCGUUCAUUCUCUGUUUCAAUUCGUUUGUUCUUUUCUUUUUUUUUAGUCCACUUCGAUAAGAAUACCUCGCUACUUGUUCGAUAAUUCUUUAAUUUUAAAACUUUUCACAUGUCGACAUGUUUAAGAUCAUAAAAUUAAACGACAUUUUAGUAUAUUCAAUUUAAAUCACAAGAUUUAAUUUUAUUUCUUUUAAAACUAAGUACCAAAUUUAGAGCCUAGUUAAUCCCCUAUAUUGGUUGGUAGUACACAAUAUAGGGGAUGUGUGGGUUUAGCCAAAAUGAACCAAAUGAUAAAUUUUGUCAUUUUUAGGAUAAUU